This is a messenger RNA of Anarrhichthys ocellatus (wolf-eel), 1390 nucleotides long. RefSeq names its product radial spoke head 3 (gene rsph3). Lineage: Eukaryota; Metazoa; Chordata; Actinopteri; Perciformes; Anarhichadidae. The record is from RefSeq and is a predicted model, not a curated record. Bases 72 to 1037 code for a protein of 321 amino acids. The transcript is spliced from 8 exons. Gene Ontology annotation, cellular component: cilium.
CGCUUCCAAACAUCAACACUGCUAAUUAUUACAACUAACGUUACGGUGCCUGGUAGUUUCUGUGUGGAAAUAUGGAUCCAAACGGAAAUUACAUCUUCUCAAGUCGCCCCAGACCCGUUGAGAACCGCUCCAGAUACAAGGAGCCUCCGACUGAACAGACCCACAGUACUUAUGGAAACAUCAUGUAUGACCGUCGUGUUGUCAGAGGAAACACUUAUGUCCAACACAUCAUACCAAUUAUAGCUCAGCCAGACACUGUUGAAGUACAAAUACAACAGCAGAUCAGGAGGAGAGCCCUUGCUCGAAAACAAGCCAGGGGACAGUUAAGAACCAACACGCCAGAGGCCGUGCAGGGCAGAAAACACAUCGAUGUACAAACAGAGCAAUAUCUCGAAGAAUUGAGUGACAUUAUAGUGGCAAAAGAUAUCGAGUGCCAGACUGAUGAUUUCCUGGACAGACCCACAACCCCACUCUUCAUACCUGCCAAAUCUGGCAAAGAUGUUGAAACCCAGAUAGAGGAGGGAGAGUUGUUUGACUUCGACAGGGAGGUGCAGCCAGUGUUGGAGCUCCUGGUCGGUAAGACAAUAGAACAGUCUCUCGGGGAGGUGAUGGAGGAGGAGGAGCUGGCCUGUCUGAGGGCCCAGCAGAGGGCCUUCAAAGAGCUCCGAAAUAAUGAGCUGGCAGAGGUGUUGAGGCUUCAGGAGCAGGAGAGACGCCGCAGUGAGGAGAAAGAGCGUAGAAUUGCCCAUCAGAAGGAGGUGCUGAAGAAAGAAAAAGAGGUCGCAGAGAAGAUUGCUGCCCGGGCGUGCUCCAAGCAAUACUUGUCUGACCUCCUACCGGCAGUCUUCACCUCACUGAGAGGCCACGGCUACUUCUAUGACCCUGUGGAGAAAGAUAUUGAGACUAAUUUCAUCCCAUGGCUGAUGGAUGAAGUCAACAACAGUUUGGAAUGGAGAUACACAGCAAGGAAUCUGCUGGACAAUAUCAUCCACGAUGUCGUCCAGAAGAGACAUGAGAUGUUCAAAGAGACACAGUGAUAAUGAUUCACUGAGUGAGGUCAAGGGCACGAGUGCAUUCUCAAAACUAAAAUGUUUUUUGAUACUGACUAAACUGAGUUGUCUCUUCUAUAGACCAUAAAUGCAAGUGUGUGUUUGUUGAUGUUCCAGUGUUAUAAGGAUUAUUCUGUGAUCACAAGUCAUUUGUUUCAAUCUUAAAAAUUGGUGUUAUGGUUCUAAUGUUUAGUAGGGAAUCUGUGAAAUAGUGGAAAAUGUAAUGCAAUUUUGUAUUAUCCUUUCCUAUUAAACUAUUUGUUUGUUGCAGUAUGAGGAGGUUUUUCUUACAAAAAACAGUGACCUUUUAUUUUCUUCUACUAAAUACCUAGAUCAGCAGU